AUGUUCCGGGAAGAAGAACUUCAUGAAGGCGCAGAAGGCGACGAACAGGAACAUCAAGAUGAAAGUAUCAUCAUGAAACCAAAUAAAAAACCAUUCCGACUGCUGGAUCUACCAAGAGUGGCAAUGGAAAAAGUGCUCAAGAACAAUACGGCUUAUGAGUUACUAGCCCUCUCCAUGCAAUCAAAACGAGCCAAAAACGCAGUCAAAGUCAUCGCUAACCAGCGUGGCUUCAAAAUGACCAUAACUCUCGACGAAACUCCAAAUAUCGAGCUCUACGAUGACCGUUCUGAUCUAGCAGAGCUCGCAAUCGUUUUCAAGUUGGCACCCGUCGAUUAUGACAAGUUUUUGUUUAAUUCGACACCAGCUCAGCUGGAUAGUGCAGAGGACGGGCGGUUGGUGUGCAGUAGCUAUGAUACAUUUAUUGGGGAAUGGAAUAAUGACGAUGAUGGGGAUUCUGAGGCAGAUUUUGAUGUGGAAAAGGAGAAAGAGGAUUUGAGUGAAGAUGAGGAGGAAGAUGUGGACGAGGAGGAGGAAUUGAUUGUAGAUCAUAAAAUUUCGGAUGAGGAAGAAGAGAAUGAGGAUGAAGAAAUGAAACAAGCGAAGAAGUUUAUUCUUCGUCGUGCUCGAGACAAUUUGUAUCUCCACUGCAAUGACUUGCCAACCGGUGUCAACUUUCUUAUCUCAACGCUCUCGGAUUUGUUCCGAAAUAUCGACUCAGUUGAUGUAGAAGUAACAAUCCCGGACAAGAACUCGGUAAACCAGAUCCGAGAAUUUCUGGUCAAUCAAAAGAAAUGCCUAAAACUUUGUCGCUAUCGAGACUCUAUCAACAAGUAUACCUCCCGGGAGAUUGAACAAUUGAUGCAUUUCGAGACGGUACGAUUGGAGAAGGCACGGAUGGAGAAUAAGAAUAUGGAGGUGUUGUUCAAGAGAUGGAUUGGAGCGGAGUAUGUGAAUAGAGAGCUCUACAUUAAGAAUCUCUUCCAGCCAAUGAGUAUUCAAAAGUUGAGGCGGUGUAUUCGCGAUAGACGAACCAUUCUCCUUGCUAACACCGCUUUCACAGUGAAGAGGGAUGACGAGCUGACUGCUUGCGUGUGGUCAGGUGGAGAUUUCAAAUUGUUUUACGUUUAG
This is a messenger RNA of Caenorhabditis remanei, 1128 nucleotides long. RefSeq lists its product as uncharacterized. Gene Ontology annotation, molecular function: protein binding. The transcript has 4 exons. Lineage: Eukaryota; Metazoa; Nematoda; Chromadorea; Rhabditida; Rhabditidae. Bases 1 to 1128 code for a protein of 375 amino acids. The record is from RefSeq and is a predicted model, not a curated record.